Messenger RNA from Oppiella nova, 1097 nucleotides. The record is from the annotation of a GenBank genome assembly. NCBI's taxonomy places the organism in Eukaryota, Metazoa, Arthropoda, Arachnida, Sarcoptiformes, Oppiidae.
GUGUUUAUGUUUUUUCAAAAGGUUUUUCACAGUCACGUGCUUUGACUGAAGUAGAGGUUUAUCACCGCAACUGAUCCCAAGACAUGUCCGCCAAACCGGUGACCAAUUGGCGAGAGAAACAUAAACUCAUCAAAGAGUGGAAACAGAAGAAGAAGUUGAAGCAAAAGCAGAGGACAGACGCGUUGGCCACCGAUGGACAGACAUCUCAGACAACGGUUGUCGAUAACGGCGUGAAGACUGUGGACAGGGAUCAGCACCCGAUGGACACCAGUGUUGAUGAUAUGCGGGCGCCGGUGGCCAGUGAGGGGUCGAGUUGUGGCCGUAAAUGGACGGCCAGUAUAGCCGUUCCCUUCAGUAUCGUUGACAACGCGCAGUCACCGGAGCUGAAGGCCUACCUCUGCGGACAGAUAGCCAGAGCACUGGUAGUCUUCAAUGUGGACGAGAUUGUGGUGUUUGACGAGUACUCCAGACAGACGUCGGGUGUUGACGAGUCUUCAGACGAGUCCUUACUGUACGACAAGAGGAAGUCAGCGAUGAUUCAGAUGAUCCGUGUCUUACAAUACCUCGAAUGCCCGCAAUAUCUCCGCAAAUAUCUCUUUUCCAUACAAAAGGACUUACAGUUCGCCGGUCUUCUCAAUCCCUUGGAUUCGAUUCACCACUUGAAGACAUCGGAUGUCUGCCAAUACCGCGAGGGAGUCGUCACUAACCGGCCGGUGCGCGAGGGAAAGGGAUCCUACGUUUACAUCGGACUCCAGCGCGACGUCCAGAUCGACAAAUGCCUCAAACCUAACAUCCGGCUAACGGUGCGAUUGGACGACACGGGAGGUAACAAAAAACUCAAAGGCGUCGCAGUGUCGCCGUCGGAGCCCCGGGAGGUGUCCGGUCUCUACUGGGGGUAUACCAUACGGGCGGCCAAGUCGUUGUCGGCCGUGUUUACGGAGUCGCCGUUCCCCGGGGGCUAUGACCUCACGAUAGGCACGUCCGAUAGGGGCCAGUGUGUGGACAGUGCGCUGAGACAACUGCCCAAACGGUUCGACCAUUUGUUGGUAGUGUUCGGCGGGCUUAAGGGUCUGGAGGCGGCCCACGAUUCCGACGAA